AGGUAAAGACCAAAUCAGUUUGGUCUACAUGGGUCCAUAUCCGGCCUACUCGACAUUGACUAAGGUGUUACUCUAAAACAUUGGGAGAAACUAAAUAUUCGAGAACGAAGCAGCUUUGGUGUCUCUGAGAGAAGUCACUCGACGGAAGCUGUAAUAUCCAAGUAUUCGGCAACAAGAUGAAUUGGGCUCACGCUUUCCUCGUUUCCCUCUCAAUGGUUUCAUUGGCUUUCGGGUCAACAAUAAAAGAGAAAACUUUUGAAGGAUGCUUCAUGAAGCCUUACCGCAGCCAGGGCAGAUCGGAGUUCAUCUUCGACAACACCAAUGACAAGUGUGUGGACUAUUGCCAAGGAGAGGGGUUCAUCCUGGCGGCCACUCACGGGGCAUGGUGCCACUGUACGCAAGCCUUGCCCAAGCAGAUGCUAGCUCUCAAGGGGGCGCUAAAUGCUACGGGGCCCGGUACAGCUUGUGGUAAGGUCUGCCCCGGUACAUACAAAGCCAGAUUCAAGGAUAGCACGUGUUCCGGAGACGAGUGUUGUGGCGGCACAUACCAGGAGCAGGGUGGGAAGAAGUGGAGAGCAUUCAGCGUCUAUGCAGUGAGUGGCAUUCCUGUUGUCAACCAGGUCAAGAAGAGAGUGAAGAACAACAUUGACGGCUACAGGCUACUUUGGAAAAUAUUUGACGAGUGCGCAGCGUUUGAGAGGAUUCCGCAGAGUAAUUUCCUUGGGUCGCCCCCGCGUCAUCUGACAGCCAGCAGUGACCGCCGGUGUCGAUCGUAUUGUGACCGCGAGGUCGAAUUCCCGUGUGUCGCCUAUAGCUACAAGCCCAUAUAUUACUCAGGACAGCGAUAUGAUGGCGAGUGUCAGCUCUUCCGUUAUAUCACAACAACACAGGAAUCAACAAACAGAACGCUCUACAUUAGGAGGUGCUUCAGAGGCAAGAUAGGGGCGGCCCCUGUCCCAACGUAUCUCCUUGAUGCACAUUUCGUAAAUCAGCAACUGAAGGGUUACUUGGUUACUGCGUCCAAGAACCACCCCAAGGUGGCCGUGUGCCACCCUGAAGACAGCUUCAAGCAUGUCUACAACGACACGGCCACCGUAGCCUGCAGGGAGCUAGGGUUCCUCUUCGGCUGGUACCUGCCUGCCGCGAAACCGACGAUUCCAAGUGACUUCGUUGACUACAACGUCUACUGUGACAAAACCACCAGCCACCUCUCUGAGUGUAUCUUCCACAAAGUUCCAACUUGUAAACAUGGAGUUGUGAAGCUUCAGUGCAGCACUCUCGGUGUGGGUGUGACGAACAAGAUCCUGGACCUGUUUCUGGAGAACUAUCAGCGCAUGAUUGAGCAUAAUCCACCAACUCACAUUAAGCCAAUUGACAACACCAUUGAACAAGACAACACGGGAUCUGCUCAACGCCAGUCACGAUCCAUCACCAAGACAACAACAAUAUCAGAGAGAGCAGAGCUCAAUCAGGAGACAGGGUUCCAUGAGAUUGAAGAAACCAGUUCCUCACACGAGCAGGAAAGAUCUUCAGAAACCGCGUUUCAGUCAUCAUUUUCAAUCAAGAACACCAUAACUGCGGAAGCCUCGUGGGAGGGUUUAUUCUCUAAGGGCGGCAUGUCCACUUCCUUGUCCACGGGAUUAACAACGACAGUGAGCAGCAGCUUCAGCGACACCACGAUAACUGGCGAGACGAAUACGAAGGAGAAGACACGCAUGUUUGAAAAGGGUUACAGUAAGUCACUCUCUAACGACACCAUCGUCUCCUACCGGUAUGACUUGGAUGUUCCUGCUUUCCACAAAGGAAUCAUCGCUUUCUAUGAAGAGACUUACCCGCUCAUACUGAUGUGGAGAGCCGUCUUCAAACUCAAUGGGUUCAUCAAGCUUCGUCUCGGCCCCUUGGAGAAGGACUGGCACGUCUCGCGCUUACUGACCCAAGGUCAACGCAUCUUCUUCACCAUGAACAAACUGAAUACCGAGCGCAAGAAGAUCGUAGCCAAGAUCCGCAUCAAGGACCACAACGGGAAGACUGUCUCUUUAAGCGAGGACAUUGUAGGCUGCACGGCUGUCCAAUGCACCAGCUGGUACGGACGGUGCACCGAGCGUCUCUGCGCCAAGAUGUUUCCCUGCGCACCGCCAUCUGUUGACGAGUGUCUUGUGGAACAUGAGUGCUUAAGAACUCCCGAGGACUUGAUUGAGGAGUAUGAUUAUGACUGGAACGAAGGGGACAGCGAUGGCGGGGAAGACUUGUUUGACAGUCUGUCGUUUUAGACAAAAAGACAGGUCAUCAAACAGGUUGUGACAGAUAGGACUAGUGUAUGAAUACGUGAGGUCAGCCAGCUUAAAUGAAGUUUUCACCAACAAAUAAGAGGGGCUAAUCUACAAAGGAGUGAGCCAAAUGAAUAGGACAUUAUUAGCACAAUAAACAAUAUCUGGUGAUUGUAAUGUAAAAAAGUGUCUCAACGAAAGUGGUGCUACGUGUUUGCCUCUUUACCACAAGGGGUGCCAUAUACUUUCCGAGUGUGUAUUAUGAUAGAUAACAAUAACGGCUAAAAUGUACCCCAUGAAUGUACCCGCAGAAUUAUCCAAGUCUUGUCCGCCAUUGCUCCAUUUAUGAGUAGGCCUGCUCUAGGAGUAUAUUUUCUGAAACAAUGGUUUGCUCAAAAAGCACACAUCUA
Lineus longissimus is the source of this 2677-nucleotide messenger RNA. RefSeq lists its product as uncharacterized. The record is from RefSeq and is a predicted model, not a curated record. Lineage: Eukaryota; Metazoa; Nemertea; Pilidiophora; Heteronemertea; Lineidae. The transcript has 12 exons. The coding region runs from base 177 to 2270 and encodes 697 amino acids. Gene Ontology annotation, cellular component: membrane.